AUGAUCUCUAAGGACGGAAAUUUCAUCAACGUGAGUGCUAUUGUUCCGGUUAGGAAUGGAAGUGCUUGGUUAGGCGAAUGCCUUGAUUCGUUAUUGAAUCAACAACUCAGCAAAAACAUCAAAUUCCAGGUGUCAAUUUAUGAUGAUGGCAGCAUUGACGAUACAAUGCAGUUAGCUCUAAGCUAUCGGUCGAAAUUCGAAUCUCGAAGAAUUAAUUUCAUUUUUUCAUCCGAUAAGAUUUCUCGAGGUUAG
This is a messenger RNA of Anisakis simplex (herring worm), 252 nucleotides long. The record is from the annotation of a GenBank genome assembly. NCBI's taxonomy places the organism in Eukaryota, Metazoa, Nematoda, Chromadorea, Rhabditida, Anisakidae.